GCUUGAUUCGGGUCGGAUUCCUCUCGCCAUGUAGCGCAGGCUACGGGCGCUCUCUUCUUGCCUGCUCGGGUGGAUCCGUUCCAGCGCAGCCGGGCGGGGACCAUGCGGAGAGCCCCGGCGCCCGGGCUGCUGCUCCCGCCGCCGUCGCCGCUGCUGCUGUUGCUCGGGCUUCUGGUGCUGGACAGGGGCUGCACGGCGCAGUACUCCAGCGACCUGUGCAGCUGGAAGGGGAGUGGAUUAACGCAUGAGUCCCACAAAAAAGAUGUUGAACAGGUCUACCUCCGCUGUUCUGAAGGAUCCAUAGAAUGGAUGUAUCCCACAGGAGCGCUGAUAGUCAAUCUGCGACCCAAUAUUAUAUCUUCCUCUUCCAAACAUUGGACUGUUUGCAUAAAGCCUUUCAAGGACUCCGCAGGAGCAAAUAUUUAUUUGGAAAAAACUGGAGAAUUGAAACUGCUGGUCCAAGAUGGAGAUCAUAGCCCCACUAGAGUGCAUUGCUUCAGCUUUGAUCAGGGCGGACUCUUCGUCGAGGCUGCUCCUCAGCAGGACAUUAGUCGGAAGAUUACGGGCUUCCAGUAUGAACUGAUAAACAAGGGGAUAGCAUCUGAUUUGCACAUGGUUUCUGCUCCCUGCCGACCCUGCAGUGACACGGAAGUGCUCUUGGCUGUCUGCACUAGUGAUUUCGUUGUCAGAGGUACCAUCCAAAAUGUAAUCAAUGAAGAGGAACAGCAAGAUUCCAUCAUUGAUGUGAGCGUGAAUAGAAUCUACAGGCAGAAGACCAAGAUCUUCAAGCCUGCAGAGGAGAGCGGAAGCUGGCAAGGACAGAUCAAGACGCUGCUCCAAUGUGGAGUCAGACCAGGAGAAGGAGACUUCCUCUUUACGGGCCGCAUGCACUUUGGGGAGGCCAGGUUAGGCUGUGCUCCUCGUUUCAAAGACUUCCAAAGGAUGUACAAGGAGGCCAAGGACAAAGGGCUAAAUCCAUGUGAAAUUGGCCCAGACUGAAAUGGCAUUCUUCAACUGUAGGUCACUCUUGGGGCUCAGCCAGAACUAAUUCUUAGUUGCUGCAGAUGCGCUGAUCUAAAUGGAACUAAUAAAGGAGAGAGGAGUAAUCUGAUGUCAGGAAUGAAAGAUACUUACUUUUGGAGGUCCUUCACAGGAGACUGGAUGAGCUUUUAUCAGGGAGGGUUUAAGUCUAGGGACUCCUGCUGCUGCAGGAGACUGGACUCAAUGACCCUUGAGGUACCUUCUAUGAUCUUAUGAAUAUGAGAACCACACAAGCCAAUUUUUGUGGCCAGUGGCACGCUAAUGGAAGCGACUGAGGUACGAGUUAAAGGAUUCAAGGCUGGAAUGGAAUCCCACAUCUUGUCCAUGUGAACUAAAUUAUUUUUGUAACUUCCUUGGGGGAGCAGGGGGAACAACUAAAAAGAAGAAAUGCUUCACAAUCUCCAUGUCUUAAAACUAUCAAUCAGCUGAUGAACCUUUGUAUCUUUGUAAUACUAAUGUUUUAAAAUGUGUUAAGCAGAUGUAGCAUUUUGCAUGGUAUAAAUGGACAACAGCGUGGUAGAAACCGGUGAAAACCAUCUUAACAUUGAUGCUUUGUAAAAAGCUUGGUGUACAAUUUUUUGAAAUUGUUUCUUAUGACAGAAAUUUAUGAAACCAAACACUUGCUUUCCUUUUUUAAAAAAAAAUUAAGAGAAUGUACAAUUGCCACCUGCAAUUUUUGCUCAGGCUGGUGAGUUGUUUCCAUUCCAGAGAAAUAAAAUGUUCCUGGACUUGA
Elgaria multicarinata webbii is the source of this 1774-nucleotide messenger RNA. RefSeq names its product meteorin like, glial cell differentiation regulator (gene METRNL). NCBI's taxonomy places the organism in Eukaryota, Metazoa, Chordata, Lepidosauria, Squamata, Anguidae. Bases 103 to 999 code for a protein of 298 amino acids. The transcript is spliced from 4 exons. Gene Ontology annotation, molecular function: hormone activity. The record is from RefSeq and is a predicted model, not a curated record. Gene Ontology annotation, biological process: energy homeostasis; positive regulation of brown fat cell differentiation.